This is a messenger RNA of Daktulosphaira vitifoliae (grape phylloxera), 1901 nucleotides long. RefSeq lists its product as uncharacterized. NCBI's taxonomy places the organism in Eukaryota, Metazoa, Arthropoda, Insecta, Hemiptera, Phylloxeridae. Bases 1354 to 1875 code for a protein of 173 amino acids. The transcript is spliced from 2 exons. The record is from RefSeq and is a predicted model, not a curated record.
CGGACCUGACAGAGUGACCGUACUCUUCGAAAAAUUCAAUUCUAGCAAUGUCGCAAAUCGUAUUGUUUCACACGAAGAUUCAACCAAUGUUUUUAUUGAGACCACAGCGGCGCGUAUGCAGGUUUCGAAAAAUAUCCCACGAGACGACUUUUGCGGCGUAAAUACAUUAGUAGAGGUGUUGAAAAAUAAAAAUAUUAAUGUCAAUUUUCAUGAUAUUCAAAUAUUACUAGGCGUAGAUUCUGCAAGUCAGCCUGUCUGGCUUGAGGCAGAAGAUCUAGCAGCCGUCGCAUCAUAUUACAAUAAAAAUUUAAUUGUACUUUCCCAAGAUAACAAUCGUUCGGACGUAAAUGUCAUCGCAUUCACAGAAUUCGAUCGAGAUAACGUGUUUGUUUUAUUUUCCCACUGUCAUUGGUAUCCAUUAGAAUACGUAAAAAAUUCUAGUGUUAAUUUUAAUAUUAAAACAAUUGUGCAUAUUAAUGACAAUAUUUCAGUUGCCGACAGUCGUAAAAUUCUGAACUACAGACAAAAAAAUUAUGAUUUUACCGAACACUUCAAACAAAACGAUGCGUCAACACGUACACUUUGAAAAUAUAAGACAAAAGACCCGCACGCUGUGGGUUUACCCUGUCUAAUGUAGGCGGGAGGUGUAAACGGCUGAUAGGAUAUGAUGAACGGCAUAGGGCCCCCUUCCCAUAAAAGGUUAAGAAUAUAAUAGAGGGAGCUCUCUUAUGACAGUAGAUAUUACAUGUAAUCUACAUGUGGGGUACAUAAGAAGGAUGGGUAUGAAAAAAUUAAUCAUUUUUAGAAAUUACUUAUUAAUUACAAUUUAAUAAGUAAUUAUAAGUUAAUAUAUUUAAGUGGUAAAAGAAUGGGUUAGUCUACGGGGAUAUGUGAUCUGUGUUUUGCUGUCCCCCCUAUGAAAAUAUGUGAUUUUUCCGCAUAAAUCAGCGUGAAAUCGUUGAUAAAGUCACAGUGUCAUCAAGAACCAUCAGCUCUAAGAAGAAGACUCUACUCUGUGAACAAUAUGGCUGCGGAACCUGUAAGAAAACAACGCUACAUUUAUAUCGCACCAACACCGCCAGCCGAGAUGAUUAACUCUAGCAGUUACACUAUUGCGUUCAGCGACAGAAAAUUUUUGCAAGAAGGCCUGAAUCCAAAAGAUGACUUCAAUGAUACGGUAUGCAUUAUUACUCCGUCACGAUAUAUUAGUAUGUUAGCAGACUUUUUAAAUAUUAUUUAUGGCAUGAUGGAUGAAAAACAUUAUUUCUACAAUCAUCUCCGGUAAAAGGAGAGAACAUUGUGUUAUACCAAAAUGUCGAUUUUAAUAUAACCAAAGUAUUGUACCGUGAUACCAUGCAUAUAGUAUUAGAAUCCAGGAUGGUCGAUGGGUGUCGAGUGUUAUUGAAUAACGAAAACAUUAAUAGACUUAUGGACAUACAGUGUACUAUUAACAGUACAAUAUCAAGAAAAAUAAAAACACGUUUACUAUUAAGCCAUCAAAUACACCGCAUCAUACAAUACGCUGUCGGUAAAUGGUCGGGCCCUAAAAUUCAACAAUCAAACAAUGAUGAAAUGAUUAAUUUUAUAAGAAGUUUGAACGAUAAAGAAAUAUGCGAUACUAUUCCUAAAGGUGACAGUAAUUGCAAAAGCGAGCUGAAGAAUUUAGCCUACAUUGUAAUAGUUGAUCGUUGGGUCAAGUCAUGGUCCGAGGGUACGCUUCAAAUUAAUGAAAAAGAAGUAAUGUAUGACGAAAAUGACGGUCCGGCAUUUUUCGAUACAACAGUGUUUACCCGAGAAAAUAGUUAUAGUCCAUGGGCUUCACAAUGGCCGAAACCCAAUCACGUCAGAAAAUUAACUUAUAUUAAUAAUUUAUAAACAAUAACUUUAUAUAUUGUACUAGU